This is a messenger RNA of Culex pipiens pallens (northern house mosquito), 6118 nucleotides long. Its product is annotated as zinc finger protein 208-like. Gene Ontology annotation, cellular component: nucleus. The record is from RefSeq and is a predicted model, not a curated record. Lineage: Eukaryota; Metazoa; Arthropoda; Insecta; Diptera; Culicidae. Gene Ontology annotation, molecular function: RNA polymerase II transcription regulatory region sequence-specific DNA binding; DNA-binding transcription factor activity, RNA polymerase II-specific. The transcript is spliced from 7 exons. The annotation marks the transcript as partial. Gene Ontology annotation, biological process: regulation of transcription by RNA polymerase II.
UUACGUUCAGGCCGUUUUCCGGCUAGGUUCCUAAUAAUUAUUGAGUUGAUGUAAAAUUUACAAAAACAAGUCACCGUAUCCAAUUAAAGUACAAGAUUUCCAAAGAUUCCAAAGAUAGAACAGUGCGAAUACCCAAAAUGCAUGGACAAAUACCAAAACAAGGGUGAAUUAACCACGGACGUGACGCGUGAAAAAGAAAACAGCAAAUCAAAGCAAUUUUGUUUGGUCAGUUUGAUAGGUCUUUCUGUCGGGUGGAUUAAAAAUGAAGUGCCUGGUUCCGUCUUGUGACACGCCUACGGACUUCAACAAAUUGCCUAAAGGAUUAACUAGGCACCAUUUCCCUGCCGACAAUAUACGGCAGGUCAAAUGGCUGCAAGCUAUAGCAAAGGCCGAAAAUUGCCAUCCGAAAGACCUAAAAAUUAUCAAUAAUGACCGCAUUUGUUCGAGGCAUUUUCGACCAGAUUCUUUUUACAAGCUGAACAAUCGAGUUAUGUUGCACAAAUACGCAACGCCAUUUGCUGACGACAAAAAUGCUGAAUUAAGGUCGGAAGACAAUCAAAACCUAAUGGAAGCAGCAGAUUUGCUCCCACGAGAACCAAAACCCCCCAAAAAGCACCUCUUUCAAUGUGAAAUCUGUGACAAAAUUCUCUCAACCAAGCAGUCCCUCAACAACCACAAAACAAAACAUCUCGACCCAGAACAACGGGAAACCUUCCGGUGCGAGAUAUGCGAGGCCACUUUCAAGUCCAAGUACGGUUUGAAAUACCAUCUGGAAACGAAGCACAUCGCGGAGAAUGAGCGCAAGAAGCUGCCCUGUCCGACGUGCGGGCGGAUUUUCAAAAGUGACGAGGGCCGGAAGAUCCACAUGACCAUUCAGCAUGGGGCCGGAGGACCGAUCUUCAAAUGCAAAGAAUGUCCGAUGGUAUUCGCGCGGAAGCCCCACCUAGAUCUGCACAUGGCAACUCAUGGCGCGGGGCUGCACGUUUGCUCGAUCUGCGGGAAGUCGUACGCCAGGCUGAAGGACCUGUCCCGGCACGAGGCCACCUGUGGCGUCAAGGAACUGUGCUGUCUGGAGUGUGGGAAGCAGCUUCGGAGCGAGCAAGCGCUUGAAAAUCACCGGAAAAAAUGCCGUUCGAGAGGUUUGAGAUGUGAAGUCGGUGACCGUGAGAAGCGGGAACGUUCGAAGAAGAGCGAUUUGGGCGGCGAGGAGGGCAAAGUUCGCAUGAGGCGCAGCAAACAUGACCGGUUUCUUGGACUGGACCAUUUGGUGGAUCCAUCUUCGCUGAUUGAAGAAGCUGAACCGGUGGAGCUUGAACCCAAUGCGGUACAUUUCACUCCGAAGAGUUUUCUCUGCGAACAUUGUCCGCUGAAGUUUGCUUCAAAGCAAGCACUGCAGAAUCACGCACAGAGACGGCACUGGGAAGUUAUGGGUAUUGCGGAACCAACUUUUGUGAGAAGGUUCCAAUGCGUGCAAUGUCAGUUUAAGUUUUAUACAAAGCAAGCACUGCAGAAACACGAGCAGCGACGGCACUGGGAUGUUCUGGGUCUUACAAAACCACUUAUGAAACGAGGAUGCAAGAAAAAGCGGGUUCCGAAGAAGCUAGGCAGACCGCAGAAGAUGGGCAACCAUGUCGAACUUGACGAAUUGCCAGCAGAAAUUGAGUGCGACACCAAAAAAGAGGAAGUUAAUCCGAUCGAAUCAGAAGACGUCGCACACGGAGAUCCGAUGUUCGACGAACCUAUUGAGAACGUGGAAAUUUCUGAAGACGUUGAGCGAAACGAAGAAAAUGGCGAGCAGACGAAAACUUGUGAAAAAGCAACACCAGAUACAAUUUUAACAGACGAAGUUGACAUCAAGGAUGAGAUUGAGUUUGGGGAGUACGAAUUCAACUAUUCAACAGAAAACGAUAAUAACGUUGAUGAGGGAACGUUUGAGCUCAUUACGACUGAUCUUGUAAUCCCACAAGGGCCAAUCAAAGAAGAAGUUGAUGCUCUUGGAGUUGAACCAGACCUGGAGAGCAACGUGUCGGAGGAACCACACAUUUUCAACGAACUCGUCAUCAGAUUGGAGAAACUGGAUUAUUCUGCCCUCGCGGAGUCCAGUAGCGGCAAGAAACAUUUUAAUCGGAAGGAAUGCGAACAUUGUGGAAAAGCGUUUGCACGUCAGUACGAUCUAGCGAAGCACCGGGUCAGGGAACACGGAAGUACGGAAACGCCAACGAGAAUCAAACCACCACCAAAGAUGGCACUCCCACCAAGCUACCGCUGCGAGGAGUGCGAUAAAUCGUACCAGUUUGAGCAUUACCUUAAGGCGCACAACGAAAAAGUGCACGGCAUCACGGAAGAACCUGGUGAAGGUGCUAAUAUUCGAACCUGUAAGCACUGCGGACAGAAGUUGAAAUCCUGGCCAAGUCUGGUCAAACAUUUGAAGUUUUUCCACGCAGAAAGUAUCGACGAAUCGCAGUUCGUUAAAUGUCCGUCGUGUCCUGCAAAGUUUCUUAAUCAGGAAGACUUGAACGGGCACGUCUGCACCAAGAGUGGCGUUUGCGAAAGGGAACCAAGGGAGCGUUCCUUCAAGUGUGAUCUGUGCCGUAAAACGUACUCUUUCCUCCUUCAUUUGGAAGCGCACUAUUCCGUGCAUCCAGAAUAUCAGAACUUAAGAUGUGACCAAUGUUCGAACGGAUUCUACAACGAGAGGGAGCUGAACAAACACAAGAAGAACGCGCACGAACCGGUGGUGAAACCUGCGGUGACGAAGAUUCGCCCCUUCAAAUCCAAGUACAAAAAUCCGUUUCCCAGGACGGAAUGCGAACAAUGUGGACAAACGUUUGCCUACCGAUACCGAUUAGCACUGCACCGGGUCAAGGAACACGGAAGUACGGAAAUACCAGUGGCAAACAGACCAGCAGCAAGUACGACGCUUCCACGAAACUUCCCUUGUGACCAGUGCGAUAAAUCAUACCAUCUUCAGACUAAUCUCAUGAUUCACAAGGCUAAGGUUCAUGGCGUGGGAGAAGCCCCACCAAAAGAAGUUACAAUAUUAAAGCACACCUGCAAGCACUGUAAGAAACAAUUCACAGCCUGGGGCGCUCUGAUCUACCAUCGAAAGUACAUCCACGGAGAAAGCAUCGAAAAGACGCAAUUUGUGCAAUGUCCGUCGUGUCGUUUGAAAUUCGCAACCGACGAGGAAAUGGCGGAGCAUCUGUGCCUUAAGGGAGUCAUUCGCCGAAGGGAACGUCCCUUCAAGUGCAACCUGUGCGAUAAAUCUUAUUUCGCGAAACCUCAUCUGGAGGGCCACUAUUCCGUCCACCCGGAAUACCACAACUUCAAGUGUGAUCAAUGCUCGAAGGGUUUCUUUGCCGAAUCAGAGCUCAUGAGCCACAAGAAGAAAGCACACAUUGCAAAAGAGUUGUACUACGCGUGCGAGACCUGCAAUCAGCUGUUCAAAAGCCAACAAAUCUUGAACCGACACCGGGAGCUUCACAUGGGCCGCGAGUACUGCUGCGAGCAUUGUGGCAAAAAGUUCAAAAUGCGAACAAACCUCAAAUCGCACGUGUACCACGUGCACGCCGAGUACGCGAGCGAGGCCGCCCGAGCCGCUCAAGCGAUCCCUUGCACAGUCUGCGGUAAAACGUUCAGAGGAACGAGCGCUUACAGGCAGCACAUGCGAACUCACAGCAACGAUCGACGGUACAAAUGUUCCUUUCCGUCCUGUGGCAAAACCUUCACCGCGAGCGGCAGUUUGAAAGUUCACGUGCAAAGUCACACGAAGGAUUACAAGUACAAGUGCAAGUUCUGCGAGUACGGGACCGUUUUCCGGAAAAGAAUUGUUUUGCACGAGCAGCGGAAGCACAACCAUAACCGGUUCGCGGGAGUGAACGAUUCUGAUCGUAUCGAACCAAGUGGAUGUCGAAAGUCGAAAGGUACACGAACUGUUAGGCGAAAAACCGCAGAGCCCUUAAACAUGGAAGUGAAUGAAUCCCUUGAAAUGGUCGAAUCAAAGCAUGAUUUCAACCAAGAUCCGGAAGACGACGAAAUUCUUCCACCGGAAGUAAGCCCCCCGAGGCAUCCCUUUCAAUGUGAUAUCUGCGACCGAAUCCUCACGACCAAACAAUCGCUUCAUGUCCACAAGCGCACUCACGCAGAUCCGGUCGUACGGCCAAUGUUCGGUUGCGAAAUCUGCGGGGCCACGUUCAAAUCCCGUACCGGCCUGAGUUACCACCUGGAAACGAAGCACAUCCCCGAGAAUGAGCGCAAGAAGCUGCCCUGUCCGACGUGCGGCCGGAUUUUCAAAAGCGACGAGGGCCGGAAGAUCCACAUGAUCAUCCAGCACGGCGUCGGCGGGCCGAUCUUCCGGUGCAAGGAAUGUCCGAUGGUAUUCGCGCGGAAGCCCCACCUAGAUCUGCACAUGGCAACCCACGGCGCGGGCCAGCACGUUUGCACGAUCUGCGGGAAGUCGUUCGCCAGGCUGAAGGACCUGUCCCGGCACGAGGCCACCUGUGGCGGCGUCAAGGAACUGUGCUGUCCGCAGUGUGGCAAGCAGCUUCGGAGCGAGCAAGCGCUUGAAAAUCACCGGAAAAAGUGCCGAUCGAGCGGUUUGAUGGGUGAAGGCGGUGAGAAGCGGGAACGUCCGAAAAAGAGCGGCGAGGAGGGCAAGGUUCGCAUGAGACGCAGCAAACAUGACCGAUUUCUUGGACUGGACCAUUUGGCGGAUCCAUCUUCGCUGGUCGAAGCAGCUGUUGAUCCGACCAAGGUAGAGCCGAAACCAGUAGACCCCUACCCGAAGCGAUUUCCGUGCGAGCAUUGUCCGUUGGACUUUGCUUCGAAGCAAGCAAUGCAGUAUCAUGCACAGCAACAGCACUGGCAAGUUAUGGGGCUUGUGGAUCCAGCGGAGAGAAGGAUCCAAUGCGUGCAUUGUCCUUACAAGUGUUAUAGAAAGCAAGAGUUGCAGAAACACGAGCGGCGAAAGCACUGGGAUGUGCUGGGUCUUGCGAAACCAACUAUUCUGAAGCGUGGACGGAAGAAGACGCGAAAGGAGGUCGACUAUGUUGAACUUGAGGGAUUGCCAGCAGAAGUGGAGUGUGACGUCAAGAACGAGGAGGUUGAUCCGGUGAAGUUGGAAGAUACUUUCGCUGAGGCAAAAAAUGAGUCCUGCGAACCAACAGCUGAUGGCUUUGCAGCGAACGAAGUUUUCAUCAAGGAUGAGAUGGUCGAUUUUGCAAAUGACUUCGAUCUGGAUUACUUCGAGAAUGACUCGACGGAAGGCGACGAGCUCGUUGAGAGCAUUGCGGCGAAUGUUGACAACCUGCAAGAGCCAACCAAGGAAGAGGUUGACACUCUUGACGUUGAACCGGCGCUGGAGGAGGAACCACGCGUUUUCAAAGAACUCGUCAUCAAGUUGGAAAAGCUAGAUUAUUUCGCGCUGGUAAAAUCAAGCAGCAACGAGAAACGGGUCAAGAGGAGCAAAACAACGCCCGCUUCAAGCUACCGCUGCGAGAAGUGUGAUCGAUCGUACAACCAUAAGGGUAACUUCAAGGCGCACAACGAAAAAGUUCACGGCAUUACGGAAGAAGCUGACGAAGGUGCUUUAACACGCUCCUGUAAGCACUGUGAUAAACGGUUCAGAAACUGGACUCAGCAGCUCAGACACACGAAGCAACUCCACGGUGAAACCAUCGACGAGUCGCAGUUUGUGCAGUGUCCGGCGUGUUUUGCAAAGUUUUUCAAUCAGGAAGACAUGAAGGAGCACGACUGCCCCAGGAGUUCCGAGCGCAUGGCGUUACGUCCGUUCAAGUGUGACCGGUGCGAUAAGACGUACGCUCUCCUAACGCAACUGGAAGGCCACUAUCCCGUUCAUCCGGAGUACCAGAACUUUAAGUGCGACAUGUGUCCAAAGGCAUUCUUCAAGGAAAGCACGCUGAAAUCACACAAGAGCUACAAGCACGGACCGCGGACGCACAUAAUUCGAAAGUUUAGAUCCAAAGCCAAGUUGAAUAAACCGUUUCCCAGGAAGGAAUGCGAACAUUGUGGACAAACGUUUGCACACCAAUACCAUCUAGCGCAGCACCGAGUCAAGGAACACGGAAGUACGGAAAUACCGGUGGCAAACAGACCAGUU